Molecule: messenger RNA, 3527 nt
Organism: Cicer arietinum (chickpea)
Lineage: Eukaryota; Viridiplantae; Streptophyta; Magnoliopsida; Fabales; Fabaceae
Source: RefSeq, a predicted model, not a curated record
AUGUAUUCUUCAUCAUCCUCAAAACCACGAUGGAUACACGACGUAUUCAUAAAUUUCAGAGGCGAAGACAUUCGUAAAACCUUCGUUUCUCAUCUCUACGCCGUCCUCUCAAAUUCCGGAAUCAACACUUUCCUCGACAGCGACAAGCUCGAAAAAGGAGAAGAUAUAGGACACGAACUUCUUCAAGCAAUUUCAGUAUCUCAUGUAUCAAUUAUCGUUUUCUCUAAAAAGUACUCUGAAUCUAGUUGGUGUCUUAACGAACUUGAUAAAAUCAUGGAGUGCCGUAGAACUCAAGGUCAAAUUGUUUUGCCUGUCUUUUAUGAUGUUGAUCCUUCUGUUGUUCGUCAUCAGAAAGGUGAUUUUGGAAAAGCUUUGGAAGUUGCUGCAAAAAGUAGGUAUAUAAUUGCCGAAGUUAUGGAAAAGGUUUUGUGUAGAUGGAAAGUUGUGUUAACUGAAGCUUCCAAUUUGUCUGGUUGGGAUGGGAGUGCUUUCAGGAGUGACCGUGAAUUAGUGAAGAAAAUUGUUGAAGCCAUUUUGCCAAAACUAGACAGCACAACCUUGUCUAUAACUGAAUUUCCAGUUGGAUUAGAAUCCCAUGUGAAACAAGUGGUGCAAUUGAUUGAGAAACAACCUGGCGAUGUUUGUAUGGUAGGGAUCUGGGGCAUGGGAGGAUCAGGUAAAACGACUGUUGCCAAAGCCAUCUACAAUCAAACUCAUCGUACAUUUGAGUGUACAAGUUUCAUUGAAAAUAUUAGAGAAGUUUGUGAAAAGGAUACUAGAGGGUAUAUUCAUUUACAACAACAACUUAUUUCGGAUGUCCUCAAAACAAAGGAGAAGAUACAUAGUAUUGCGUUGGGGACAGCUAGGGUCCAGAAAGUGCUUUCUGGAAAAAAAGCACUUGUGGUACUUGAUGAUGUAACCGAAUUUCAGCAAAUAAAAGCCCUAUGUGGAAAUCAUAAUUUUUUUGGUUCUGGAAGUGUAUUAAUUGUUACAACCAGGGAUGUGCACAUACUUAAGUUACUUAAAGUUGACUCCGUCUAUGAAAUGAAGGAAAUGCACAAAAGUGAGUCCCUUGAGCUUUUUUGCUGGCAUGCUUUUAGAAAAGCAAGUCCUAUAGGAGGCUUUAGUGACCUCUCAAGAAAUGUGGUUGCUUAUUGUGGAGGGUUACCACUGGCUCUUGAAGUCCUUGGAUCCUUCUUAUUUGAGAGGACCAAACAAGAAUGGAUAAGUGUACUAUUGAAGUUAGAGAGAAUUCCCAAUGAUCAAGUGCACGAGAAACUGAGAAUAAGCUAUGAUGGUUUAAAGGAUGAUAUGGAAAAGGAUAUAUUUCUUGACAUAUGUUGUUUCUUUAUUGGUAAGGAUAGAGCCUAUGUUACAGAAAUAUUAAAUGGCUGUGGACUUUAUGCUGAUAUUGGAAUAGCUGUCCUCAUAGAUCGGAGCCUCCUAAAAGUUGAGAAGAAUAACAAGCUUGGAAUGCACGAUUUAAUAAGAGACAUGGGAAGAGAAAUUGUCCGUGAAAGUUCAGCAAAAGAGCCUGGGAAGCGUUGUCGAUUGUGGUUUCAUGAGGAUGUACAUGACGUUUUGACAAAAAAUACUGGAACAGAAACUGUUGAGGGACUGAUUUUGAACUUGCAAAGAACAGGCAGAGUUAGCUUUAGUACUAAUGUUUUCCAAGACAUGAAGAAACUGAGACUUUUACAACUUGAUCGUGUUGAUCUCACUGGAGAUUUGGGGUACCUUUCCAAACAACUGAGUUGGGUUAAUUGGCAACGAUCUACCUUCAGAUUUAUACCGGAUGACUUUGAUCAGAGAAAUCUCAAUGUUUUUGAAUUAAAAUAUAGCAAUGUUAAACAAGUUUGGAAGGAAGCUAAGUUGCUGCAGAAGCUAAAAAUUCUCAAUCUCAGUCACUCGAAGUACUUGAAAAGCACCCCUGACUUUACAAAAUUACCAAAUCUCGAGAAGCUUAUUAUCAAGGAUUGUCAAAGUUUAUCCAACAUACACCUGUCCAUUGGAGAUCUCAAGAAUAUUCUUCUAAUAAAUUUGAAGGACUGUACAAGUCUUGGCAAUCUUCCAAGAGUGAUCUAUCAAUUGGCCUCAGUGAAAACUCUCAUCCUUUCUGGUUGUUCAAAGAUUGACAAAUUGGAAGAAGAUAUAGUGCAAAUGGAAUCAUUGACAACUCUAAUUGCAGCACAUACUGGUGUCAAACAAGUGCCUUUUUCAAUAAUAAGGUCAAAAAACAUUGGAUAUAUAUCCCUAUGUGGAUUUGAAGGAUUAUCACGUGAUAUUUUUCCUCCUCUCAUUUGGUCUUGGAUGUCACCGACAAUGAAUUCCGUAGCACAUAUUCCCCCUUUUGGUGGCAUGUCAAUGUCUCUUGUUUCCAUAGAUGUAGAUAGUAAUAAUUUGGGCUUGGUCUUUCAAUCACCAAUACUUAGCAGCUGUUCAAAACUUAGAAGUGUCUGGGUACAAUGUCACUCAGAGAUUCAGCUGAAACAAGAGUUAAGAAGAUUUCUUUAUGAUCUCAUUGAGUUGGAAAUAUCACAUGCAUCACAAAUCUCGGAUCCUUCCUUGAAAUCGAUUUUGAUUGAAAUGGGAAAAUGCCAAAUAGUCAACAAUACUUUUGGCAAGAGCUUAUCACAGGGAUUGACAACUGAUGAUUCUAGUGCCUCUUUCCUUCCGGGUAAUAAUUAUCCUUCUUGGUUAACCUAUACAUGUGAAGGACCUUCUGUAUAUUUUCAAGUGCCUGAGGAUAGUGUUUAUGGUAUGAAGGGAAUAACUUUAUGUAUUCUUUACUCAUCAACACUUGAAAGCACGGCAAAUGAAUGUCUCACUAGUGUCUUGAUCAUUAAUUACACUAAGUUCACUAUUCAGAUAUACAAGAGAGACACAGUUAUGUCCUUUAAUGAUGAAGAUUGGCAAGGCGUAGUAUCAAAUUUAGGAGUUGGUGACAAUGUGGAGAUUAUUGUAGCUUUUGCCAAUGGAUUGAUUGUUAAGGAGACAGCUAUCUAUCUAAUAUAUGAUCAGUCAAAUGCUAUGGAAAUUGAGUCAUCAAUUACCGUGGAAGUUGAGCCAUCUACCGACAUAAAAAAGGAGCCAAUGCCGGAAGUGGAAGUGAAACCAUCACCUGAUGUGAAAAUGGAGCCAUCAUCUGAUAUGGAAGCGCAACCAUCACCUGAUGUGAAAAUGGAGCCUUCACUUAUUGUCAAGAAUGAGCCAUUACCGAACUCAAAUAAAAGAAUAUUUACAAGACUUGCAAAGAGAGUGGGAGAAUGUUUGUGCUUGAACCAGAACUGAGAUCUCAACAAUUUUUUAUUAUGCAUGACUUUGUCCUAACAUGGGAUUCCCUUGUGUAUGUUUUAUAAUAUUUUUCUGGGAGGGAGGAUGGACAAUGCUUAUGUUACUUUUGUAUAUACCAAUGAGAUCUAUGUGGUGUUGUUUCAUUCAAUUAAUGUUGUUCUGAAAAUUUGUAGAGUUUCCUUUCUAAUUAUUGUAGUACUCUUAUGAUUGGAAGAGUAGUUGGCUAUGAAACC